Diplodia corticola is the source of this 2769-nucleotide messenger RNA. Its product is annotated as qde-2-interacting protein. Gene Ontology annotation, molecular function: RNA binding. The record is from RefSeq and is a predicted model, not a curated record. The coding region runs from base 1 to 2769 and encodes 922 amino acids. Gene Ontology annotation, cellular component: nucleus. The transcript is spliced from 3 exons. Lineage: Eukaryota; Fungi; Ascomycota; Dothideomycetes; Botryosphaeriales; Botryosphaeriaceae.
AUGCACCACCACAGCACCUCCCUAAACAUCACCAUCGCCGAACACAACACAUCGCUCAACGUCAACUUCUUCCAUUCGAUCCCUGCCGGUGCAGCGUCAAAGCGCCUCGCAAUGCCUUUGUCCCGCGCAGACAGGCUAUUGGGCCUGCUCAGCCAUGACAUCCUCGCCCUACCCAAGGCUCCCUCACCGCCCGUCGACUCUGAACCUCACUUUGCCAACCAGGAAGCACAGCCGUCCACCGAGUGCCAAGCCCAAGCCUCACCCGAGCCCAGCUCGUUCGCCGACACCAAAGCCCCUGCUGAGAACAUCUCGGCUUUGGCAGACGCCCUCUCUCUCGACGACCGCUCGCCCUCGCCCGACGGUUCCGACAGCUCCCACGAGCCGGACCCCUACGACGACUCGCCGGCUACGAACCUGUACCGCGGCGACCUUGCGCCUUGGGGCGAGGCCUACGUCUCCAUCCUGGUGGCCAGCAAGUUUCCCUACAAGUUCUUGAACCGCGCCUACUCCGAUCCCGUCGCCAAGAAGUUCUUCGACCGCAAUCAGUUUUGGGAAAGACACUGGGAGCUGUACUACGUCUGGCCUCCUGCCGACGUUGCGAGCAAGCCACUCAUUCUCAUCACCCUCACACAGUUUCAGCUUCUGAUCCACGAGAUCAACCAGUACAAGCGAAACCUCGACUUCAAGCUAACUGACUACCAUCGUGACUGCGGUCUUAUCCUCGACAUCCCCCACCCGGCCUUCACUCCGCGUUUCCUUGGUUACUCUUACUCUCGUGACGAUUUCAACGACAUGGAGCAGCGCAGGGUGCCCCCCGCCACCUACAAGGCUCCGGGUGAGCCCGCCCGCCUUCCCGUAGCCGACAAGCCCACUCUCGAGGCCUACAAGGCCAUGAUCGAAGACGCCAUCCAGCUCAACAAAGCCAAGAGCAAGGCCGCCAGGGCAAAGCGCAAAGAACAGCGCAUCACUCUGCAGCAGAACUGGGGCCGCUCGCUCAAGAGAACUCAGCGCUACCUGGGCCUCCGUCCUGACAGGACCGACAGCUCCAAGCGUCUUGAGGAUCCGUCGCUCAACUGGGCUGAGCUUCAAGCUGCGGAAGCCGCCCACUACAAGAUACCGCCUAUCGAGUGCGAGAAGCCCGCUCCGUUCAACUUCGACAAGAAUGUCAUCUUCAUUAGCGUUGACAUUGAGGCGUUUGAGUUCGACAAUAACAAGAUUACCGAGGUUGGCGUUGCUAUCCUUGACGUGCUGGACAUCGUGGACAUUCCUCCCGGCAGAAACGGCGAAAAUUGGUUUAGCAAGAUCAGGGCUCGGCAUUUCCGUAUCCACGAGCAUGCUCACUUGGAAAACCGCCGCCACGUCGCCGGCUGCGCCGAUGGCUUCGAGUUUGGCAAGAGUGAAUUCGUGCGCCUGGCCGAAGCUCCGUCGGUCGUUGCGUCAUGCUUCAGGCCCCCGUACUCUGCCAAGCUGACACCGGCAGAGGCUCAACGACUGUGGUCCACCGACGGCUCCUCGGACCCGCUGCUUGAUCCGUCCAUUGUCAACGCCGAUGGGAAGCGCAACCUCAUCCUGAUCGGCCACGAUCCCAACCAGGACAUCAAGUACCUCCAGAAGCUCGGUUACAACCCACUGAACCUCUCCAACCUAGUCGAGGUCCUCGACACCAAGUUGUUACACCAGCAUUGGAAGCGUGAUCCCAACGGCACCUCCCUCGGCAGAAUCCUGGCCGACCUCGACAUCAUCGGCUGGAAGCUCCACAACGGCGGCAACGACGCCGUCUACACGCUACAAGCCCUGCUCGCUCUCGGCUUGCGCGAGGCCACGUCCCGCGGCAGCCAGCAGGUCGAAGAACAGCGCAAACAAGACCACGAAAAGCGCAUGGCCGACGCCCUCGCCGAAACCACCUCCCGCAUCAACGACGAAGCCGACGGCUGGAGCAGCCCCGGCGAAAGCGAAGCCGACGCCGACGCCGACGGCGGUGGAGCCGGCAGCAACGGCAACGGCAGCAGCAGCGGCAGCCCCUCCGUCGCACCCACCGGCAGCAGCCACACCGACAACCCCCUCGACGCCAGCAGCGACCGCAUCUUCGUCGGCAACCUGCCCUACCGCGCCACGCCCGACGACGUCGCCGCCUUCUUCGCCAAGCACGGCGCCGUCGCGGACGUGCACCUGCCCGUCAACCACGUCACGGGCGCCGCAAAGGGCUUCGGCUACGUCAGCUUCCGCUCGCCGGCCGAGGCCCGGCACGCGCUCCAGAAGAGCAAAGGCGUCGAGUUCUGGAGCCGCGCCAUCCGCGUGGACAUGGCGCCGCCGCGCGAGAAGAAGAAGGGCGACGGCCGCGGCAGCAACGCCGGCGGUAGCAACAGCAACGGCAACAGCAACAACAGCAGCGAUGGUGCUGGCGCUGGGGCUGCUGCUCGUCGCAGCCAGAGGUCUAGCCGCGGCGGCACGCCGCCUGUUUCGCGCCCUGGAGGCACACCCGUCCGCAUCACGGAUCCUGCGGCCCGGGCGGCGUCGUCGUCGCUGCAGAAUAAUACUAGGCGUCAGGGCGGUGGCAAGGCUCCUUCUUCUGAGGGUGCUGGGCGUCGUGAUGGUGACGGCGGUGGCGGUGGCAGCGGCGGUGCUGGUGUUGGUGGUGGUGGCGGUGCUGGUGUUGGUGGUGGUGGCGGUGCUGGUGUUGGUGGUGGUGGCGGUGCUGGUGUCGUGGAUCACCUCACCGGCGCGACGAAGAAUUAUACGAAGCAGGAUCUGCCGAAUGAUUGGUGGUGA